Talpa occidentalis (Iberian mole) is the source of this 1748-nucleotide messenger RNA. It is a transcript of the gene DDX25, whose product is annotated as DEAD-box helicase 25. Gene Ontology annotation, biological process: poly(A)+ mRNA export from nucleus. Lineage: Eukaryota; Metazoa; Chordata; Mammalia; Eulipotyphla; Talpidae. The coding region runs from base 61 to 1512 and encodes 483 amino acids. The transcript has 12 exons. Gene Ontology annotation, cellular component: nucleus; cytoplasmic stress granule. The record is from RefSeq and is a predicted model, not a curated record. Gene Ontology annotation, molecular function: RNA helicase activity; RNA binding; ATP binding.
CGCCCUGCCUCGCGCCUGCCGUGGACGCACGUGCCGGGGGCGGGAGCAGCGGCCGCAGCUAUGGCGUCGUUACUUUGGGCUGGCGACGCUGGGGCGGCGGAGAGCGAGCGGCUGAACAGCCACUUUUCAAACCUCAUCCACCCCCGGAAGAACCUUCGGGGUAUUAAGAGUACUACAGUCCCAAACGCAGAUGAUUCUAUUAACAACACGGAAGAAGAUGAUGAAGAUGAUGUAGUGGAUUUGGCAGCUAAUUCACUCCUAAACAAGUUAAUCCGGCAGUCCUUAGUAGAAUCCAGUCACCGAGUUGAAGUCUUACAAAAGGAUCCCAGCUCUCCGCUCUACUCGGUGAAAACAUUUGAAGAGCUGCGGCUAAAGGAAGAGUUACUAAAAGGGAUCUAUGCAAUGGGUUUUAAUAGACCAUCCAAAAUCCAAGAGAUGGCUCUCCCUAUGAUGCUAGCACAUCCACCCCAAAAUCUCAUAGCCCAGAGCCAGUCUGGAACAGGAAAAACAGCUGCGUUUGUGUUGGCAAUGCUAAGCAGAGUUAAUGCCUUGGAAUUGUUUCCACAGUGCCUCUGCCUGGCUCCUACUUAUGAACUGGCUCUGCAGACUGGCCGUGUGGUUGAACGGAUGGGAAAAUUCUGUGUGGAUGUUCAAGUGAUGUAUGCCAUUCGAGGGAAUAGAAUUCCCAGAGGCACCGACAUCACCAAACAGAUUAUAAUCGGCACUCCUGGGACUGUCCUAGAUUGGUGUUUCAAGCGAAAAUUAAUAGAUUUGGCUAAGAUUCGAGUGUUUGUCUUGGAUGAGGCAGAUGUGAUGAUUGACACACAAGGAUUCUCAGAUCAGAGCAUUCGUAUCCAAAGAGCUUUACCCUCUGAGUGCCAGAUGCUCCUCUUUUCAGCCACCUUUGAGGACUCUGUGUGGCAAUUUGCGGAGCGCAUCAUUCCUGACCCUAAUGUUAUCAAGUUACGUAAAGAGGAGUUGACCUUGAACAACAUCCGACAGUAUUAUGUGUUGUGCGAGAACCGGAAAGACAAAUACCAGGCUCUGUGCAAUAUUUACGGCGGCAUCACCAUCGGUCAGGCCAUCAUCUUCUGCCAGACUCGUCGAAAUGCCAAGUGGUUAACUGUGGAGAUGAUGCAAGAUGGCCACCAGGUGUCCUUGCUGAGUGGCGAGCUGACGGUGGACCAGCGGGCUUCCAUCAUCCAGAGGUUCCGGGAUGGGAAAGAGAAAGUUCUUAUAACAACCAAUGUCUGUGCUCGAGGGAUUGAUGUGAAGCAAGUCACAAUCGUUGUGAACUUUGAUCUCCCUGUAAACCAAGCAGAAGAGCCGGACUACGAGACCUACCUUCACCGCAUAGGGCGAACAGGGCGCUUUGGGAAAAAGGGCCUUGCCUUCAACAUGAUCGAAGUGGAUAAGCUGCCCCUGCUUUUGAAGAUCCAGGAUCACUUCAAUAGCAGCAUCAAGCAACUCGACCCUGAAGACAUGGAUGAAAUUGAAAAGAUUGAAUACUGAAGAAAGAACUUGAUUGUUUGCGAAAUAUCCUAGUUUAUGUGAGAAUGUCCCAAUAGGUUUUGAAGGUAAUUUUUUUAUGUUGAGGCUUUUCAAUGUGAAACUGUUAUUCUGGCAAAAAAAAAAAAAAAAAAAUGUCGUCGUAUUUUAGUUUUAAGACCUGGGGUCUUUUCGAAACCAAACUGAUGUAAAGCACAUGAUCCUUUUGAAUAAAAAAGCAAAAUUAUGUCUUAUUCUAA